GAUUUUAGCACGAGACAUUCCCUUCCAUUCCGCCAGAAAUUGCUUUGCUUCUUCUUCUGCAUAAGGACGAGAAAGUUGGGGCUAGGAUCGCUAGAUUUCCUUCAAUGGCUUCAAGCACGAGUCCCAAACCGGAGAAAAAUGCUGCCCCGGUGUUGCAGCCGGAGUUCGGCCCCGACGGUAUUAUUCGAGAAUCUCCGGUCAUCGCGUAUACGGAAAAGAUAAUUGAGGAAGAGCGGCUUCAGUUGAGGAAGUACAUUGAAGAAAACUACUCCAAAAUUCGAGAUGUUGAAAGAGAAUUAGCAAAUCUGACGAUGGAAAUGAAGCUUACUUCUGGACCAAAGAAACAUGCUCUUGAGCUCAUGCGUAAGAAAAUUGAAAUGUCAACGGAGAGAAUUCAUGUUGCAAAGCAGAAAGAAGAACUAGCAAAAAAGGCAUGGGAAGAAGCUGCAAAAGCUGUAAAGGAUGAAGAAGCUGUUAAACAGAAGCUUUGUGAAGAUUUGAAUAAUCUGGUUCUUGAGAGUAGUAAUGCACAACUGACUAGACUGGAGGAAUUGAAACGCAGGAUGGAGUCUCUGAACCCUAGCAGAGCAUCAGUUUCCACUCCGACUGAUGGAAACCAAAGACCAGCACAGAUCAGUACUUCUGCAAUCCCAAGUGCAUCUUCUAAGCCUGAGAAUGUUGAGAAAUCUACAGAUAAAGGCCAACAGCCAUCUGUUGAUGGAGCAGGAGGGAGAAAGAAAGCUGUGAUCCAUGGUAAAGUAAGGGGAAUAGGAGCAGUACCUAAGGGUAGAAAUCCUGCAUCACCUGGUUGGACUGGUUCUGGUUUUGACGUCGACAGUAGAGUGUAAAACCAGCAUUACAGCAAUAUGUCCCCACCUGGUUAAAGUCCAGUCUACAGUGUUAGCUUUCCUCGUGCAAUUUGUUCAUUAUUUCAUUGAACCAGCUACUGAAGUUCUGUCAACUAUAUACAAGGGAAAGAAAAGCUAUCCCCUGAGUGGACUUAAAUUGUAAACAUGCCUGUACAUGAGACAUUUAAGCACUUAACUUUUUUAUGAAUUGCCAUUAACAUGUU
Andrographis paniculata is the source of this 1072-nucleotide messenger RNA. RefSeq lists its product as uncharacterized. Bases 105 to 848 code for a protein of 247 amino acids. Lineage: Eukaryota; Viridiplantae; Streptophyta; Magnoliopsida; Lamiales; Acanthaceae. The transcript has 7 exons. The record is from RefSeq and is a predicted model, not a curated record.